This is a messenger RNA of Penicilliopsis zonata CBS 506.65, 1306 nucleotides long. RefSeq lists its product as hypothetical. The record is from RefSeq and is a predicted model, not a curated record. The coding region runs from base 219 to 1202 and encodes 327 amino acids. The transcript is spliced from 7 exons. Gene Ontology annotation, molecular function: methyltransferase activity. NCBI's taxonomy places the organism in Eukaryota, Fungi, Ascomycota, Eurotiomycetes, Eurotiales, Aspergillaceae.
CCUAAACUACUGGUAUUUUCUCCAUAUCUUUCACCCUGCAAGACCCAUUCUCUAUAGAUGGAGGAAUUCUGAUCACCCUCAACAGCCUGACCCUGCCAGACUAGCGUGUGUUGCCCCGCCUUGUCCCGGCCCGUUCCAUAAAAGACAGACUUUGGAACCUGCAAAGCCCCUGUUUCCUGCAUUUCAACAAGGAUUGCGCUUCUUUGUUUUCUUUCACAAUGUGCAACGACAACACCGUUCAGGUCAUUACUGACGCAGACCUGGUCGCUGGCACCUCCGAUGCCGAUUCCACCGUGGGUUCCCUGGUCGGAAGCGAUCUGACCUCGGUCAAUUCGAGUGUGUUGGAUUAUACAUACGAGAAUGGCCGUCGAUAUCACGCCUUCCGGAAAGGAGCUUAUUUGAUUCCCAACGAUGAAGACGAACAAGACCGCAUGGACCUGCUCCAUCACAUCUACGGCCUGGUGCUUGGUGGUGAGCUCAACCUCGCCCCGAUCAAGGAUCCUCGACGUGUGUUGGAUAUCGGUACUGGAACGGGCAUCUGGGCCAUCGACUUUGCCGACCAGUACCCAAACGCAGAAGUGAUCGGGAAUGACCUCAGUCCUAUCCAGCCCAAAUGGGUCCCCCCCAAUCUCGCGUUCGAAGUCGACGACUACGAAUCCGAAUGGCUGCACACCCGUCCGUUCGACUUCAUCCACGGGCGCGAGCUCGCGGGCGCCAUCAAGGACUUCCCGCUCCUGGCACGACGGACCUUCGACGCCCUCUCCCCCGGCGGCUUUCUAGAAAUGCAGUCGCUGCGCAUCGAGUGCUUUUCCGACGACGGCUCGCUCGACAAGGCCCCCUUCACCAAGCAGAUGGUCGAGCUCAUCCAGGAGGCCAGCAUCAAGUUCGGCAAACCCAUGGCCGACAUGGACACCUGGGCUGACGCCCUCCAGGAUGCCGGGUUUGUCGACGUCGUCUGCAAGAUCAUCAAGGUCCCCAUCAGUCCCUGGCCGGCCGACCCCAAGAAGAAGGAGAUCGGUCGCUAUUUCCAGGUGCAGCAGCAGCAGGGCAUCUCCUCGUAUGUGCCCGGCUUGCUGACCAACGUCCUCGGCUGGUCCAGCCUCGAAGUCGCCGUCCUCCUGGCCAAGGCUAAUAGCGAACUCCUGGACCUCUCGGUUCAUCAAUACGGCAAGCUCUAUGUCGUCUAUGGUCGCAAGCCCUGAUACUGUCUUUCAACUGUUGUAGUACAUAUUACAUACCUCCAGAGUCUGAUUUCGUAUUGUUUAUAGUAGCGUAAAUUAGUUGAAUGAUUGAUAAUGAGAUCUCC